GGUGCUUCUCAUCGGCUGACGAAUUUCUUACGCCAACGCCGACGCAGAGUAAUCGUACGCCAUCUCCGACCACAACGGAAAAGUAGCGACACCGCAUCGUGCCAUUAACUUUCGGCGAUCGUCGGCCUCUGCCUCUUCAGCGACGUCAACUAUCCCCGCACUUGCGCAACCGCGGCUGUCACGCGAGGCUACCGCCCGUGAUCAGGACGUGUACCUCUAUAGGAGAGGGGGGAGUGUUUUCUUUCCUUAGCCCUGGCGGCCUAGCCGCUUCGUCAAGAUGGGCAAAAUCACGAAAAUCAUGCAGGCCCGGCACCGGGAGAAUAUGUCUCCCUGGGUGAAGGAAUACGUCCUCGAGGCAUCCUCCUUACCGCUGCCGCUCAUUCCCAAGAAGCUCGAAGAGUUUCCCACAAGAUGGCCGUUCCCGCGUGGCGACCUCUAUCACUGGAUACCGCUCUUGAACCGGUUCGACAGCAUCCUCGAGGCAUUCUGUGCUACCUACAAGCUUCAAGAAGACUUUCAGAUGCGUGACUUCGGGUGCGAUCUCCUCAUGAACAAGGGAGCGGAUGUCGAGUACCAUGACCGGAACGCUUGGACUAAGGAGCGUCUGGCUGAGUUCGGCUACAGAGAGGAUGGUGACUGCCAACUCAUCAUAUCCAUCCUCAACUUCACUCGGGUGCUCUUGCAACAUUGUGGAAACCGGAGCAUCUAUGCGAGCAGCCCGCACUUGAACGAUUUGCUCAAUAGCACCGAUCUCAAUGUUGUCUACGCUACUCUGGAGGUCGGUCUGGAGCUUGCACAGCGCUACCAGGCUUCGAUUAAGCGUGUGGGCAACCCCAAUCGCCAAGUGAGCAGCGCUCUGCUCGCGAAUCAUUACAAUAUCGAUCUCGAGCGGGUGCAUGUUCUCGCCCAGCCCUUUGUGAAGACCCCGGUCUCACCGGGUCCUCGCUUCUCUGACCUGCCGCCUGCCACCCCAGGCCCGACAAACAAGGGCAAAGAAAAGGCGCCGGCCCUGAUCCAGAGAAAUGUGACGUCCUUGUUCGCCAACGAUCUCACCGCGCUCGUCGCUCAGGGCUCGACCGACGAUGGACGCUGGAAUGGCUGGGGGGAUGUGAAGGUUCUCUAUUAUCCCAAGACUGACACCUCGGGAUUCUCCGUGCCAGAGUCUGUGGUUGGGGAACGUGGCUCGUCCUCUGUCCCAACGACACCUAUGCCUUUACGACGCAGCGCCACCGGCACUUCCCACACUCCUCGUUCGAACCGGCUUUCAAGUCAGGACGACAGCCCGUCCCACCCCUCCCAUGGGCUAGGUAACGAGGACCAUGUUGUUUCCGGCCCCAGAUCGGUUGAGAUUCGUCAGAGCACGGUCCAGUCGACAUCCAUUUAUGAACUUCUGAAGCUCUGCCCGUCCGAUAUGCCGAAGACUUCCCGCUACGAAUUCCUCAAUCGGUUGAGAAUAUGUAAAGCUCUUCUGGGUUCACCUGAGGACCGACAAGUGGCGCUUACCGUUCGCCUCCUGGCCAUAACCAACCUCGCCUACAUCCACCCGGAGUCCACCUUCGUGGAGAAGGUGCUGAAGCAGGAUAAUGAUGAGCCACGGAGGUACCAGCUCGUAUACCAACUUUCCGAGUUGAUCCACCCGUCGACCAAUGGAGUCUCUGAGACUCCUUUGAAGCUGCAGGCUGUUGCCUUCGCAACUUUGGAGGCGAUUACCGUCUUGCCAAGCAAGUACCCUGAGGUGGUUGCGGCUCUCAACGCCAACGUCAACCACGGCGUGCUGCUCUACGUCAUCCGGAAGGCCGUGGCGAGCAUCAGAGAAGACCCGGUCGAGGAGGAUGAGGGGAAGGAAACCGAUCUUGAUCGUUGGCGAACCACUCUUUUCGCUCUGACCCUUCAGAUGGCCAUGUCGGCCAGGAUUGGUCAGGAAAUGUCGUCUGCCGGGCUCCUGGAGAUCUUGGUCGAGAUACUCAACAUUCGCUCCAAGACUGCGACGCGCAAUUACAGCAUAAUACUUGCUUUCCUUGAUACCAUCGUGUAUGGGUUUCAGGGAGCCUCGACGGUCUUUAGCAGCGCUGGCGGACUCGAUGCUAUUUCCAAUCUCAUCAUCGAUACCGUUACCCGCUCAAAGGAGCUAGCGGCGGCUGGGGAGGGAACGAAGCCUGAGUUUCAGUCACAGGUUGUGGACUAUGAGAUACCAUUUUACCAGCAACAGACGCUCAAAUGGCUUCUCAAGUUCAUCCAUCACAUCAUGACCAGUGCAUUUUCCUAUGGAGCCACUACUGAACGGCUUCUGAGGAAUUUGGUCGACAACACCGCGUUAUUGUCGAGUCUUCGCGUCAUUGCUGAAGACAUGCGUGUGUUCGGGACUGUGGUCUGGACGAACGCUGCGACGCUGCUGAGCGACUUCAUCAACAACGAUCCGACCAGCUUCGCGGCCAUCUCCGAAUCGGGCAUGGUCCAGAGCUUCCUCGCGACCCUGACAGGUAGAACCGUCACUUUGCCAAAACCAGCAGGAACGCCCACACCGGAGCCUGAAAAUGAUGACCUUGGCUCACCAGCGGAUAGUGAUGAUGAUGACUCGGUCUCUUUCGAGAGCGAUGACCAGCCGCAUCCGCCCACACCGGAGAUGCUCGAGGCACCUAGAGAACAUCUUGCGCGUGGUGUCCUAACCUCCUACGAGGCGAUUGACAUCAUUCCGUCCAUCUUGAACUCCAUCUCCCUGAACAACCUUGGCAUGAAGAUGGUUGUGUCGUCGCGCGCCCUUGACAGCUACCUGGAGAUCUUCGAGAGCCCGGAACACGUUCAGAUCCUCUCGGAAGCUCAGUUGGCCAGCCGAGUCGGUGGUAGUUUCGAUGAGCUCGCUCGUCACCACCCGGCGCUGCGGCCGGCAAUUUCCAAUGCCGUACUUGAUAUGGUGGCGAGGGUCCUGCACAUCGCGAGGACCAAGUCUGCCAGCGCAGGCUGGGGUGUGAAGCUCUUGGUUACCGAUCCAAGCGGCACGACGAUGACGGCAGAUGAUUCCUUGCUGGCGCGAGCGGGAUCUGCAGUUGCUACAGCGAAGGGCAAGGAGAAGGCUGCAACGGAAGACUCGGAUGUCGAUAUGGCGGAUGCGAGUGCUGCACCCACGGAGCCCCUUGAUGCUAGCGGAAACGCAGUUUCCGCAUCGGAGAAGGCCACUCGUGAUUCCGAGAAGACUACAGCGGCUGCCCGCGAGAUCGUACCUUACAUUCUGGCGGUAUGUUCAUUCCUCGAGGCUAUCUUUAGGAACUCUAGCCUCAAAUCGGCAUUUAUUCGCGAAGGUGGUAUCGAGCUGCUGUUGCAGCUGUCGGAGGCCUCGAGCCUUCCCGAGGAUUUCGAGACCACAGACGCUUCCCACACGCUCUCCAAAGUCUUGUCGCAGCUCAUAGACACACACCCAAUACUUGGAUUCCCGUCCCUCCUAAACCGCAUCAAUGCUGCUGUGGACGACCUGGAGCCGCUGGUCAGCAAAGAGGGCGCACAGCCGUUCUUUGCCCCGUUCGUUGUCUCCAACCUCUCUCUUGUCGACGACAAGGGGGAGUGGGACCAGCCCUUGGUGCGCAAGGUCGCUGGCGGCACAAAAGUUGUGAGGGCCAUGGUCAGAUUGCAGUCCCUCCUCCGGACGCUCCAUCAGAGUUUCCCCUUUGCGUCCAGGCAGCAGACAGUCACGCUGCCAAGCGUGAACAUCUUCGACUAUUUUGCUGCUCUGAUCAAGCAUCUUGGGCCGCUCUUGCGGGAUGUUGCAACAGAAGACAUGGCCAUCGCUGCUCUUGUACCGCAGCAUUGGACAGGGAACAAGCCGUCUUUGACAGCUUCUCCGGAUGGUGUGGAACUCCCCUCCUCGCUUGCCACUACCCCCAGCGGUGUAAGCGAGCCUAGCGAGAUCGCCAAUACCUCCUCGCGAGACAAUGCCGCAGUCGACUCUUUGAAGCAACCCAAAAAGCCGACUGAGGAAGAACGGUCCUCAGCCCAGUUCCGCAACUAUUUCGUCAUCCACCGUCUCUUGCACUCGCUAGCACCGAGCUCACUCCCAUUCUUCCAGACAAUCGGCAAAGCUCUGUUUCCGAGACGAGGACUGGAUUUCUAUCUCAGGUCUCAUCAUCUCGACAUCGCGGAGGCGUUAGCAGAGACGGUCCUCAAGCAGCUGCAAAUGCCAGAGCAGAAGCUGACGGCUAGGGAUCUGCACUAUUGGAUCGUGAUGUUCCACGUGCUGCAUGGGAUGUUGAUUGAUCAGUCGCGGCACAGCGAGCGCUCUUCCCACCAACUGAUCCUACCCGUUUUGGUGGCGUUUAAAGAGCACGGCGGCAUAGAGCUGAUGAACACGAUGCUCCAGAGGUUCGCCCAAGAGACCUGCAGCGAGGCGCCCGAGGGCGACGAUGCCCACAAGAUGCGGCUGGCCACGGCUGGGAUGAAGAAGAUCCUUGAGAUCUAUCACACCAUCGUCAACGGCAAGUGCGUUUACGACUCGCUCAGCCAGAUCAACCUAGUUCCGCGAUCCCCGGAUAGGAGUAAGGACUUUGGACAUCAGCUUGUAGUGGAACUGAGAUUGGCCAUCUUGCCAACCAUCCGUAAGCUCUGGGAGUCUGACUUCGCUGAGAAGGCUCCGUCACCGGCCCUGAGCAAGGUUAUUGAUAUUAUCAAGACAAUUGCGACAGCCGAUCAGGAGUCAAAUGCAUGGCGCAAGUCGGACAAGACCUCCCCGCCAGUUGUCUUCCAACAUCGCAGGCCGGUUCGAUUCGGCUGGGGUGCUUACGGAGAUGAAGUCAACAACCUGACCCGGAUGGGUUACGAAGAGGACCUCGCCAGCGAAGCUGUCUAUCGCGCUAACGGAAAGCAUGACGACGCGCUAGAGUACUGCCGGGCUCACUCUAAAGGCUUGGCCGGCAAGCGCAACCCCAUCCCCGAGCAGGACGCUUAUCAGAGCCCGCCAUCGCCGAAACCGCAGGAAGCGUCAGAGCAAUCCGCGCCUGAGACGCCCGCUGACCCAUUGGAAGGGGGCCCCAUGUCCCUGGAUUCAAUACCCAUCGUUAGUAACUUCAUUCGGGAGGCGAUCGGCGAAGCGGUGUCUGGAGACCUCGGUGAUCAAUCCUCCGAGGGAUCCAACGAUACGAGCCAGGAUGGCUCCGUUCAAGAGCCUGCUACUCGGGAAGCAAGCGGCGGCCUGUCGAUGCCGGUCCAGGGAGAAGUCGCUUCCUCGGACUCGACUACCGAACUUCCGACGUCCCGGUUGGUUACGAAGGAGGACCUCGACAAGGAGCGGGCGGAGCUCCAAGAAAAUCUGAUUGACCGCUGCCUCGACGUCGUCAGGGCACAUCCGGAUCUGGUCUUCGAGGUUUCUGACUUGAUCCAUGCCACAAUCCUCAAGUCCGACAGCGAAGACAAACGGAGCGAGGUCGGCCAAAUCCUCGCGGAUGCGCUCAUGUCGUUUGCCACGGAUGACGACGAUGAGAAGCGAGCAAACGGUCGAGGCAUCGCUGCCUAUGCGCACUUGCUGUCCCUUCUUCUCCAGAACCGGCCGUUCUUCAAAUCCACAUUGCCAACUCUGAAGCAGAACAUUGGCGAUUACCUGGGCUUCCUGAAGGUGCCUCCGGUCAGCUCCAACGAAGAACUGCCGACAUGGCUUCCACACAUCCUCCUGAUCUUUGAGAUCCUUCUGUCAGACGAUGAACAGUCGGUCGAGAUCAAAUGGAAAGCGCCCGCCACUGACGACGAUCGUGUCGAACAACCGGUCUGGGUCGCCAAGGAGCUCAACGUGUCGAGCGACUACCGCUCCAACUUGCUAGCCGCGAUUCUCGAUAUUCUGCCGAGAAUCGGCAGGGAACAACAGCUCCACGCGGUCGCCGUCAUGCGUCUCCUGGUAGUUCUCACGCGGGAUCAUGCGAUGGCAAAGACUGUUGGGGAGAAGCGUAACCUACAGCGACUGUUCGUUAUGGCGAAGCAGUCGUGCAGCGGAGGCUCGCGUCUAGUCCAGUCACACAUCUCGGCCAAUAUCAUGACUGUUCUUCGUCACAUCGUUGAGGAUGAAGAGACGAUCCGCCAGACGAUGCGGACGGAAAUCCAGCAAUUCUUCACAUCGUCUCGGGGCAACCGGUCCUGUGACAUCCAGGCAUACUUGCAGCAGCUUUCUCAUGUCGCGCUCCGCGCACCGAAGCUCUUUGUUGAUGUCACCACGGAGGCUGUCAAGCUGACUCGUCGGUCGUCUUCUCUCGACCCCAGCGGUCGGGGUCACAGCCUUUCCCUCGAGUACCAACCCGCAGAACAGGUGACUCCGCCAAAACAGGGCUCCGUCGAGCCUGCUGUUCAAGGAACGGAAGACCUCACUAUCGAGGAUGUCAAGCCAUCGACGGAAUCUGCGGAUAAGGAGAUGACGGACGCACCAAAGACUCCCUUUGAAGUCAAGCGGCCUGUCCUCGAGAACCCGGAUGGGGUGGUCCACUUCCUGCUCUGCGAGCUGCUGAACUAUCGCGAGGUUGACGAUAAGGAGCCAUCAAGCCAUCCAACCAAAGAGCCAAAGGAGGGAGGCGAGUCCUCUAGCACGGUUGGAGAAGCGGCAGCAUCUGCGGACCAGCAGUUUCCUGAGCAAAAGGACAAAGAUAAGAAGGCGUCCAAGCCGACUUUCAAGGCAGAGGAUCAUCCCAUCUUCGUCUACCGCUGCUUUUUGCUCAACUGCUUGACAGAGCUCCUACAGAGCUUCAAUCGCGCCAAGGUUGAAUUCAUCAACUUCAAGCGGAGUGCGCCGAUGCAGAUCAACACGCCAAUCAAGCCCCGUUCGAGCAUCCUAAACUAUCUUCUUAACGACCUGCUGUGCUUGGGACCGUCUGGUAUCCCUACGGACUCGACGAUCAUCAAGAAGAAGGCGGCUACCUCGACCCACGCACAGGCAGUGCUCGUGGCUUUAGUCACGCGAACACCGGAGAAAGCCAUUGACCGUAGCCGCAAUCACUUCGAGUACGAUGAUGACCCGGACCUCCUCUUUGUCCGACGAUUUGUUCUCGACACCGUCCUCCGCGCGUACAAAGAAGCCAGCACCGCGGCUGAACCGAUAGACGUCCGUCUUGGAAAGAUGAUGUGCGCCGCCGAACUCAUGAGCCUGAUGAUCGGUGAGAAGGACAAAGAGGGGCAGCCCAAGGAUGCCCGCGCGACCGAUCCUGCCGUCGUUCGGUCCCAGAUGCAACUCAAGCGCCUCAUGUACGAGAAGGGAUACCUCCCUGCGUUGACGGCCUCUAUUGCCGACAUUGACCUCAGCUUUCCCAACGUGAAGCGGACCAUCAAGUACAUUCUGCGCGUCCUCCGCGCCCUUACGAAGACGGCUUACCAGUUGAGCCAGUCGGACGUCAUCGCCGUGACCACGACUGCCGAGCAGCCGGAGGACGACUUUGCCUCAGCCUCGUCACUCUCAGAUCUGGAUGAUGAUCGUGAGGAGACCCCUGACCUCUAUCGCAAUUCUACGCUGGGUAUGCUCGAGCCUGGCCGCGAGGAGGACUUCACAGAUGAGUCUGACGAAGAUGACGACGAUGCAAUGUAUGACGACGAGGGCUACGAGGACGAACUGGAUUACGGAGAUGAGAUGUCCCAGGAUGAAGAGGACAAUCCCAGUGACGAGGAUGAAGAUGAGAUGGGUGAAAUGGGAGGCCUCCCUGGAGACCCGGGCGUCGUCGAGGUCAUUAUGGGCGAAGAUGAUGAAGAUGAGAUGGAGGACGACGAACAUGAAUCCAGCGACGAAGACGAGGAGGAGGAUGAAGACGACGGAGACGAAAUGGACUCGGACGACAUGGAGGAGGUUGAAGACCGCAUUGAGAUCGUGAACGAGGAAGGUAAUGCCAUGGACGAUGACGGAGCCUCUGAUUGGGAGAGCGACACAGAUGAUGAGGACGAAGAGGCUGGUGAGGAACUGGACUUUGAGGCGGAGGCACAAGAGAUCCAUGACGCACUCAUGCAUGGACAUGGCAUAGACCACCUCGGCCGGGUCCCCGAUAUUCUGCGGAACGCCGCUGACGACGAAGACAUCGAUGGGGAGGACAUCCAGGACCUCGACGAUCACUACAUUGACGACGGUUUCGAUGGUGAAGAUGAUGAAGACGACGAGGAAGGUGAGGAGGAUGAGGUGUACUACGACCAGGGCCACCCUCGUGAUGACAUGCCGUCUGCCAUCAUGCCAUCGGGGCUCGGCUGGGACAUAACGGUUGAGCCCAACCUUCGGCUCCGACAUGGAGGUUCUAGGAGCCCGUUCCCUCUCCAUGCUCCCUUCAUGAUGGGAGGACACCGCGACCUCCGCGACCCCCCCGGGACCGACUUCCGGAGCUUCAUCCGCCAGAGGCACGGUGGACCGCCUGCCAAUCCGAUCAACGAUGGUGUCAACCCUCUACUGCUCUCUAAUAACCGUACGGGACAAGACCAAGCUGCGCGCGGCGCUAGCCAACCUAUGAUCCGCCUCGGCUUCCCGGGCGCCUUUAUGGGGCCGGGUAUGGAUGCUCCUCUUGCGUUCAUUAACGAGUUGAUGCAGAGUAUUCCAUUCCCGACAAGAGGCGGUCCGCACCUCAGUCUCCAGCUGAGAUCCGAAGGCCCGGCUGGAGAGGUCCGCCACUUGAGCAUUCCGCUGCCAUGGAACGAACCCGGCCGCGAGACCCGUUGGGAACCACGACGCGAGGUAUAUCUGGAGCCUCACCAAGCUGUCGCCUUCAUCCCUGAGUCUACUGCCGAGCGAUGGGCGCAGGAAGCCAAGUUGAUCUAUGGUUUCAACCAUCAUGAGAAAUCCGCAUUGCUAUCAAUGGGGAUCAUCGGGAUGCUGACCCCCGCGGCCAUCCAACGAGAAAAGGAAGCGAAAGCUCGUGAGGAAGAGGAAAAGCGGAAACGAGAGGAGGAGCGCAAGAAGCGCGAGGAGGAAGAGCGGAAAGAGCGAGAGGCCAAGGAGGCUGAGGAGCGGGCCGCGAGAGAGAAGAAGGAAGCUGAAGAACGUGAGCGCCAAGAGCGGGAACGUGCCGAGGCCGAAGCAGCUCGCGCGGCGGAGCAGGCCACAGCGGCAGCAGAGGCGGCGGCGGCGGCGGCGGCGGAGGAGGAGGAACCCCAGCCCAUGGAAGGGGUCGAGUCGCACGCGGAAACCCAGGCGGAAGCGCAGCCCUCGGCCGCCCCCGCGGAACGUGUCGUCACCACGAUCCGAGGUGAGACCGUCGACAUUACUGAGCUUGGCAUUGACCCCGAGUAUCUUGCCGCGCUCCCGGAGGAGUUCAGGGAAGAAGUCAUAGCUCAGACGGUCAGCGCUAGACGCUCCCAGGCCCGCGAACAGGGAGCUACCGAAGGAGAAAAUACCGAGGUUUUCCAGGAGUUCCUCGAGGCGCUUCCGGCGGAAUUACGGAUGGAGAUUGUGCAGCAGGAACGCCAAGAACGCCGUCGUCGGGAGCGCGAGGAGCAGCGCAGACAAGCCGCAGCCGCAGGCCAGGACCUGGGUCCCGCUGAUAUGGACCCGGCCAGUAUCCUGUUGACGUUCCCGCCCGCCCUCCGGGAGCAGAUCUUGCUGGAACAGGGCGAGGAUCUCAUGGAUCACCUGUCCCCAGAGCUCGCUGCCGAGACUCGCCGUCUUGUUGAUGGCUUUCAUGAGCAGCACCGCGUGCAUCACCGGACAGCGCCCAUGACAAUUCACACACGGAUUCAUGCUCGACCUGAAGCACCAGUUGAGACAAAGCCACAGCGGCGCACGAUCGUGCAGAUGCUGGAUAAGGCCGGUGUCGCCACUCUCCUCCGGCUCAUGUUCAUCACCCAGCAGAGCAACAUCCGCAGCUAUCUGUUCGACGUCUUCGGCAAUGUUUGCGAGAAUCGUCAGAACCGUCUGGAGGUUGUUUCCUCACUGCUCCAGAUCCUCCAAGAAGGGACGGCCGACAUGGAUGCGGUCGAACGCAGCUUUGGCCAGCUAUCCGCAAAGGCGAGGCAACAAAAGGACAAGGACCCCAAGACGCCGCAGAGCCUCAAACGGACAUCCACGAGCAUCGGCGCCAACAGCCAACUGAGCGGCAUCUCUGAGGUCUCGCCCUUGCUGGUUGUCCAACAGUGCCUUGACCUCUUGCAGGAGCUUGCUACCAAGAAUGCGCAUAUUCCUUCCCUCUUCCUGACGGAGCACGAGAGCGUCGCCUCCACACUCAAGCGCAGCGCGAGCCGCAAGGGCAAGGGCAAAGACGUCAACACCAAGGCCCACAAGUACGCCAUCAACUCGCUCUUGGGUCUCCUGGAUCGGAACCUGAUCAUGGAGAGUUCGUCUGUCAUGCAACUUCUGGCGGAUCUGCUUAACAAAGUGACGUAUCCGCUCCAGGCCCUCGAGCGCCGGCGUAGGGAGGCCGAGGAGGAGGCGAGAAAGAAGGCAGAAGAGGCAAAGAAAACGGCCGCGGGGAAGACAGAGGGAGAGAAGGAUGAGGGAACUGCUGAGAACGCUGCUUCGGAGAUGGACCAGACAUCUAGAGACCAGACUUCUGAGGAACAGGUCGCGGCACCCAACCAUGGCAAAGUCGAAGCGGAGAGCUCAACGGCCAAGGAAUCGAAGCCGGAGGAGAAGAAGGUUCGGCAACUCACUCCGCCCACCAUUCCCGACCACAACCUCAAGCUGGUCAUCAACAUCUUUGUGGCGCGGGAGUGCAGCUCGAAGACCUUCCAGAACACGAUCUCGACGAUCAAGAAUCUCUCCAACAUCCCAGGCGCCAAGAAGGUCUUUGGCGAUGAGCUCGUGUCGCAAGCCAAGGCGCUGAGCGAAAACAUCGUGUCCGACCUUGACGACCUGCUUCCGCACAUCCUCAGGGCAGAAUCAGGCACAGAGAUUCAGGGAGUCGCACUGGCCAAGUUCUCGCCAGGUGCAUCCGAACAGAACAAGCUGCUCCGGGUCCUGACUGCGCUGGACCACUUGUUUGACACCAAGGGCAAGAAGUCAAACGACGGUGCCCAGGACAGCAAGGAGGACCUCCUGGGGUCGCUGUACUGGAACCCAACCUUCGGGGUCAUGUGGGAGAAGCUGGGCGCGUGCCUGAGCGCGAUUCGGCAGCGGGAGAACACGAUCAACGUGGCGACGAUCCUCCUGCCGCUGAUCGAGUCGCUGAUGGUCGUCUGCAAGAACACGACGCUGGACGACGUGUCAGUCUCGCAGGCGAAGGAGAUGCUCCUCUCCAGUCCGCCGCCGGACAACCGCAUGGCGAGCCUGUUCUUCACUUUCACGGAGGCGCAUCGGCGUAUCCUGAACGAGCUCGUCCGCCAGAACCCCAAGCUGAUGUCUGGAACCUUCUCUCUGCUCGUCAAGAACCCCAAGGUCCUCGAGUUCGACAACAAGCGGAACUACUUCAACCGCAGCGUUCACGCGAAGACGGGCCAGCAGCGGCCGCAAUACCCGUCGCUGCACCUCUCGGUUCGUCGAGAACACGUCUUCCACGACUCGUUCAAGUCUCUCUACUUCAAGUCGGGUCCGGAGAUGAAGUAUGGCAAACUCAACAUCCGCUUCCAUGGCGAGGAGGGCGUCGAUGCCGGUGGCGUCACGCGCGAGUGGUUCCAGGUGCUCGCGCGCCAAAUGUUCGACCCCAACUAUGCGCUCUUCAUCCCCGUUUCGUCAGACCGCACAACCUUCCAUCCGAACAAGCUCAGCGGUAUCAACGAUGAGCACCUGAUGUUUUUCAAGUUCAUUGGUCGCAUCAUUGGCAAGGCUCUCUACGAGGGCCGUCUGCUCGACUGCUACUUCAGCCGUGCCGUCUACAAGCGCAUCCUCGGCAAGCCCGUGUCGGUCAAGGACAUGGAGUCGUUCGAUCCAGACUACUACAAGUCACUUGUCUGGAUGCUCGAGAACGACAUUACCGACAUCAUUACCGAGACUUUCUCGGUCGAGGACGACGAGUUUGGCGUGACCAAGGUCGUGGACCUCGUCGCGAACGGCCGCAACAUCCCGGUCACUGAUGAGAACAAGCACGAAUACGUGCGGCUGAUCGUGGAGCACAAGCUCCUCACAUCGGUCAAGGAGCAGAUGGAGCACUUCCUGAAGGGCUUCCAUGACAUCAUCCCCGCGGACCUCAUCGCCAUCUUCAACGAGCAGGAGCUCGAGCUUCUCAUCUCGGGCCUGCCAGACAUCGACGUGGACGACUGGAAGAGCAACACAGAGUACCACAAUUACACUGCGGCAUCCCAGCAGAUUCAGUGGUUCUGGCGCGCGGUACGCUCGUUUGACAAGGAGGAGCGCGCCAAGCUUCUCCAGUUCGUGACGGGCACGUCCAAGGUGCCCCUCAACGGGUUCAAGGAACUGGAAGGCAUGAAUGGUGUCAACCGAUUCAAUAUCCACCGGGACUAUGGCAACAAGGACCGGUUGCCCAGUUCCCACACGUGCUUUAAUCAACUCGAUCUUCCUGAGUAUGAGAGUUACGAUAUUCUCCGCAGCCAGCUUCUCAAGGCCAUCACGGCCGGCAGUGAUUACUUCGGCUUCGCCUAAGUAGGAAGGGGGG
Messenger RNA from Chaetomium strumarium, 12470 nucleotides. RefSeq lists its product as uncharacterized. The record is from RefSeq and is a predicted model, not a curated record. The transcript has 8 exons. Bases 278 to 12457 code for a protein of 4059 amino acids. Lineage: Eukaryota; Fungi; Ascomycota; Sordariomycetes; Sordariales; Chaetomiaceae. Gene Ontology annotation, cellular component: cytoplasm. Gene Ontology annotation, molecular function: ubiquitin protein ligase activity. Gene Ontology annotation, biological process: protein polyubiquitination.